This is a messenger RNA of Cylindrotheca closterium, 600 nucleotides long. NCBI's taxonomy places the organism in Eukaryota, Bacillariophyta, Bacillariophyceae, Bacillariales, Bacillariaceae. The record is from the annotation of a GenBank genome assembly.
AUGAAGUUUUCUAUUUUCCACCAAGCUCUUUGUCUUCUAUUUACUGCGUCUGUUGUUUUGGGACAGGGAUACGUCGAUCAGCAAGAUUACUACGGCGAAGAUGAUUACUAUGGCCAAGAAGGCGACAGUCUGUAUCAUGAUUAUGCAGCCCAUCAAGAAAAGAAGGCCCAAGGAGGCAACGGUGGUGGUAUGAUGAAAACGGUUGCCUUUUGUGCCGGAUCUUGGUUCUUGGGAGGAAAGAUUCAUUCUAAGCGAGCCGUCAAAAAGGCUGGUGCACAAUUCCAAAAGGCUCAAAGAGAAUUCUACCUAAAGUAUGUCAAGGAUGUCAACACCCUUCAGACUCAAAAUGCUGAACUCCAACAAUACAUGAGUGAGGUGAUGAAGCAAAAAUUGACAGAGGAGUUCUUGGCUGCCGAUUUGAACAAUGACAGACAGGUCACUCGAGCAGAGUUCGAGAUGUACAAGAAGGAAUACAUAAAGAAGCAUCCCGAGAUGUCGAAUGUUCAGUUUCCUGCCUUUGAAGAGUUUGAUCCUGACCACAAUGGAGUUAUUAGUAUGCGUGAGCACGAAUCGUACUACGAAAAGCACGGAAUGAUAUAA